Plasmodium relictum is the source of this 2937-nucleotide messenger RNA. RefSeq names its product conserved Plasmodium protein, unknown function. Gene Ontology annotation, biological process: intracellular protein transport; protein localization to organelle; Golgi to plasma membrane protein transport. Gene Ontology annotation, molecular function: GTP binding. Bases 1 to 2937 code for a protein of 978 amino acids. The record is from RefSeq and is a predicted model, not a curated record. Lineage: Eukaryota; Apicomplexa; Aconoidasida; Haemosporida; Plasmodiidae. The transcript has a single exon. Gene Ontology annotation, cellular component: Golgi apparatus.
AUGUUUUCAUUAAUUAAGUCAAUUUUUGCUAAUACACAAAAAAAAGAGGAACUUAAAAUAUUAAUUAUUGGAGAAUGUGGCUCAGGUAAGACAAGUUUGUUUAAUUUAAUUUCCAGUUACGAUAAUAAAAGCAAAUAUGAUAUCUUAAAUACAGAAAUAUUAAGAAAUCACGAUCAUGCUAACUGUGCUUUAGGAUUCAACACUAAAAGCAUAAUCUUUAAUAAAAAAAAUUUGAAAAUUUAUGAUUUAGAAGGAACAGCAACAAAUACUAUAAAUAUUUAUGAUUGUUAUUAUGAUGAUUCUAAUGUUAUUUUUUACGUUAUUGAUUCAAGAUCUGAAAAGCAUAUAUUUAAAACAAUUAUAUAUUUAUCUCAUUUAUGUAAUAAUAGUAUUAAAGAUAAAUACAACAGUGAAAAUAAAAAUGAGGACUUUUUUAAACCUACCAUUAUAUUAGGUAAUAAAUCUGAAGAUGGUACUUCUUUCUUUUCUGCACCUUGUAUAUCUAAUUACAUAAAGACAAUAGAUAUUUAUAAAAAUGAGAAGUUUUGGAAUUUUGUUUUAUCUAAUGAUAACAUUUUUCUAAACUAUUAUUUAGGCAUAUUACAUGAAAAGGUAGUUGAUUAUUUUUUGGUAAAUAAUUACUCUUUUAAUGAAUUUAUACUGAAAGAAAAAAAAGAUGAAAACUUGUACUCAGAAAUUAUAGGAAAAUCAAAUAGUCUUAUAAAUAAUAUUAAAAAUAAUAAUAAAGGCUACAUUACCGUAGAAGAAGUUGAAAGUAAUGAAUUACUCUCUAAUAUUAUGAAAAAUAUUAUUAAUGAAAAUAUUAGUAAUUAUAAAAAUAUGCCAAUAGAAGUAUAUAAUAUUAGUGUACUUAAGAAUAAAGGAAUUUGUGAAGUUAUUGAAAUAAUGUUUGAAAAAUAUUUUAAAAAAGAAAAGCACAAUAAUCUCAGUAAUAUAUAUAACAUAAAUUAUGAAAAAGAUAACAAAAUAAUACAAAAUAUGAAUGAGCAUAUACCUUAUAAUGAAAAUGAAGAAAAAGGAACAAAAAAAAAUAUGCGUUAUAAUAAAAAAUAUAAUUAUGAUGCUAUAUUAAAUACGAAUGAUAAAUUCAAUUCACAAAAUAUUAUUUAUAACGGAAACAGAAAUAAUACAAUGAAUAAAUUGGUUUAUUCAUAUUAUCCUUCAAAUCCAAUAAAUGACUAUAUUUCAGAAAAAAAUUAUCAUUUCAGAAAUAAUGUUUAUAAAAAGAGAAUAAAUAAAAAAAAGGAAAAAUAUUCAAGCAUCCAAAAAAAUAAUUAUAUUAUGUAUAUGAGUAAUACAAAUUCUGUUAAUUUAUUUAUUGAACAUAUACAACAUUUAUAUUUUGGUAGAGAUAAUUAUGAAAAUAUUUUGGAUAAUCUUACUUUCACACAUAAUAAAAAUGUAAAAAUUAAAAAAAAAUUGAAAAUUUUUAAGAUCAAUAAAAAAAAAAAUAAUAUAAGUGAAUGUAAAUUAAACAAUAGUGAAGAGCAAAAUACAACAAAUGCAAAAAAAGAAUUGUAUAAAAAUAAUUAUACAAAUGAAAGAAAAAUAAAGAAAAAAAAAGAAUAUAGUGAAAAUAAAAUAUUAAGUGAAAAAUUAAAAGAAGUAGAAGAAAUUAUACAAAAAGAAAUAGAAAAAAAAGCGGAAGAAAACAUAAAAAGUGAUGUAGAAAAAAAAGUUGAAGAAAAUAUAGAAGAUGAAAUAGAAAAGAAAGUGGAAGAAAAUAUAGAAGAUGAAGUAGAAAAAAAAAAUGAAGAAAAUCUAGAAUGCGAAGAAAAAAAGGAGAAUGAGGAAGGAAAAGGUCAACAUAAAGAAGGGAAAUGCAAAGUUUUAUAUGAAGAGAAUAAGGAAAAAAAAGGACUAAUAAAUAAAGAAAUGAAGCAAUAUAUUCAAACAAAACACGAAAAAAUAUAUGUAGUAAGUGAGGAUAGAGAAAAUGAAGACAAAAAAGAAAAAAAAGAAUUAAAUGAACAAAUAAAUGUGAAAGAAAGAAGAAAAAAAGGUAUAAAUGAUCAAGAAAAUCACGAAGAGAGAAAAAUAAGAGAAAAAAAAACAAAUAAAAAUGUAAAAAAUAAAAACCAUAAAUAUGAAAUUAUACAAGAAAGUCAUGGAUACAAUAAUGAUAAAAAAUGUGAUGAAUUUAAAAACAAUUCAAAUUAUUUUAUAAACGAAAAUUAUUUAAAAUCAGCUAGUAAUUUAAGUUCUGUUUCAUUACUUGACUCAGAUACAAUUUUAAAAUUAGCUGAAAGAGGAGAAGAUUCAUGUAAAAAUGUGUCCAAGAAAAUGUCACAAAAUUUUUUUCAAAAAAAAAAGGAAAAAAGUUUUAUUUUAAGUGAAUUACAAAAUAUUUAUUGUUAUGAAAAUAUAGAACAAAAUAACAAGAACACAGAACAGGAAGUUAGAGAAAAUGCAUAUGAAGAGGAAAAGGGAGAAGAAGAGCAAACGGAAGAGCAGGAAGAAGAGGAACAAGAAGAACAUGAAGAAGAACAACAACAAAAAGGACAAGAUCAAGAAGUAGAAUAUGAAGAAGAAAAAGAAGCAGAAAAAGAACAAUCAGAACAACUAAAAGAACAGCAGCAAAAAAAUUUUAAAAACAAUAAUAUGUAUAAAGAAAUGAGAGAAGGAAAUUAUAUGAAUAAUAUUGAAAGUACCUGUUGUUCUUAUAAUAAAAAAGAAGCACAUGAAAAAUGCUCAUCUUAUAAAGAAAUAAGCUUAAAUAAUAUAAAAAAUAAUAAAAAUAACUACAUAUAUAAGGGAAAAAUUAAUAAAAAAAGAUAUUUAUUUAUGAAAAAAAAAAAAAAAAAAAAGCUUUUACAAAAUAUGAAGUUGAUUAAUAUAGAGGAAAAUUCUAGUAGUUCUCUUGAAGAUGUGAACUUAAUGAAUAUUAUGUAUGUUGAUUCAUUACACAAAAUUUAA